Messenger RNA from Brassica oleracea var. oleracea, 764 nucleotides. RefSeq lists its product as uncharacterized. The transcript has a single exon. The record is from RefSeq and is a predicted model, not a curated record. Lineage: Eukaryota; Viridiplantae; Streptophyta; Magnoliopsida; Brassicales; Brassicaceae. The coding region runs from base 244 to 702 and encodes 152 amino acids.
AGGAAAUAUCACUCGAGCUAGAUUUCCUAUUUUAAUUUGUUAUCGGUCGUUACGGAUGUUUCCUUUUUUGUAAUAACUCUUUACUUUCCAUAAUUAGGCUCGAAGGUGAAUAAUUUAGACCUUAUAAAUAAACCUCUAACCCUCUCAUUGUUUCUCACAAAUCACUCGUUCAUAGUUUGCAGAAAAUUACAACAACAUAUCGAAGAAUUUAUCUUUCUUUAUCAUCACAUCUCUCUUCAAGAUAUGUCGAUUGUGUUAAGACACCGGUUCCUUGUCACAGACCUUUUUGUCGUUCCGUUUCACACAAGACAUGGAAUCGCUUUUCACUACAUCGCUCGUAACUCUGUUUUACAUAUUCAUCAAAAGGUUCCAAUCGCCGCUUUGAAACGCUCACCAAAAGCUCCUCUUAAACCUUCAAAACCCUUGCAAACUAAACCGGGUCCGGUUCAAGCUCUGAGCACGAUCGACACUGUGCUGCCGCUGAAUCAAGAACAAGAACUGCUUGGUGGUUCGAUCACAGUGGGUGCUGCUGCUCCAUCUGAAACUAAACCUGAUGGGGAGCCGUUUAAAGCUCCGAGCACGAUCAAGACUGUGCGAUGGCAGAAACCACAGAAAGAACGGUUUGCUAGUUCUGUCACAAUGUGUGCUGCUCCAUCGCCUAGACACGUGCCGGUUCCAAUGUUCUCUCUUAGAGAUAAUUAAUUAAGGAGUUCAAGGUGUUUAUAUUUGUUAUCUUUGUUACAGUGGAAAAUCUUUCUUUUACU